Molecule: messenger RNA, 987 nt
Organism: Chionomys nivalis (European snow vole)
Lineage: Eukaryota; Metazoa; Chordata; Mammalia; Rodentia; Cricetidae
Product: olfactory receptor 1019-like
Exons: 1
Coding region: 1-987 (328 amino acids)
Biological process (GO): G protein-coupled receptor signaling pathway
Cellular component (GO): membrane
Molecular function (GO): G protein-coupled receptor activity; olfactory receptor activity
Source: RefSeq, a predicted model, not a curated record
AUGGCCAAUCUCUCUGCAGUGUCUCUCUUCAUCCUCCAGGGCUUCUCCACCGUCCCUGCAUUACAGCGGCUGAGCACGGCCGCCUUCCUUCUCAUAUACCUGGCUGCAGUUCUGGGGAAUGUCUCUAUCAUGGUAGCGGUGGCUCUCAAUACUCGCCUGCACACACCCAUGUACUUCUUUGUCAAACACCUCUCCCUGGUGGAUCUCUGUUCUACAUCCACCACUCUGCCCCGGGCCCUGGUGGCUGCCAUGGCAGACACCAAAGAGAUUUCCCUCGCGGCCUGUGCAUCCCAACUCUUUGCUUUCGUCUGCUUUGGCUCUCUCGAAUGUUUUCUCAUCACCUCCAUGGCUUUUGAUCGCUGUCUAGCCAUCCAUAGGCCCCUGAUGUAUGGGGCAACCAUGAAUUCUCAGACCUGCGUCUCCCUGGUGGUGGUGGCAUGGGUCAGUGGGCUCCUCUUUUCUACCUUCCACACGGUCAAUACCUUCACCUUGUCCUUCUGUGGUCCCAACAUAAUCGACCACUUCUUCUGUGACAUUCCCCCACUCAUGCAUCUAGCCUGUGGUGACCCCGGAAGCCAUGAGGCUGCAGGCUUUGCAGUCAGUGGCUGCGUCAUCAUGACCUGCUUUGCCCUCACCUGCGUGUCUUACGUGCUCAUUGUGUACACAGUGGUUCACAUCCGCUCCUCGGCUGGCCGCUGGAAGGCCUUCUCCACGUGCUCCUCCCAUCUGGCCACAGUGCUCCUGUUUUAUGGCACUGGAAGUUCUGCCUACAUGCAGCCCACAGCCCGCUAUGCCCCUCUGCAAGGGCGCAUGGCUGCUGUCUUCUAUUCUAUCCUCACGCCCACUCUGAACCCACUAAUCUAUAGCCUGAGGAAUAAGGACAUGAAAGUUGCUCUGAGAAAGCUGUAUCCACAGGUGGCAUCUUGGAACCUGUGGUUUAGACCCGGGAAGGUCCAGAAUACCACCUCCAACGCAUUUCUCCUGUAG